This is a messenger RNA of Acanthosepion pharaonis, 1458 nucleotides long. The record is from the annotation of a GenBank genome assembly. NCBI's taxonomy places the organism in Eukaryota, Metazoa, Mollusca, Cephalopoda, Sepiida, Sepiidae.
AUGAAAUAUCUGUCUCUCUUCUUAACUCCCUCAGACCCUUUUACAUUUUCUCUUUUUGUUUUCUUUACUCAUCAUUCUCUCUUCUUAUCUUUCCCAUUAUUCCUCCCUCUCUCUUCCUCUCUCUCUCUUUCUCUUUAUUUCCCUUUUGCCAUUUACUGCUUGCCAUUAUCUGUCUCUCUUCACGUCUCCCGUCUUAAUAGCCUAUCCGAUUUAAAUGUCUCUAUUUUGAAUUGUCUCUCAUUUACCUACUGGUAUUACCCGUUCUUUCUUCUUAUCUCUUUCUUGCUGUCUAUUUCUACUCUUGUGUUUCUCCUUUCAUCGGUCUCUUCAUUUUACGUCUCUUCUUAUCUGUCUCUCGCUUUUACGUCUUUCUCUUUCCGUAUCUCUCUUUACUCUCAUCUUUUUUCUAUCAUUUAUUCCUUCUCUAGCAUUUUUCGAUUUCCCUUCAUUUAUUUUUCUUUAAUCAUUUCAUUACCUUUCUUCAUAUCUAUCGUUCCUAUUUAUAACUUUUUAACUUAUAUGUCAUUUCUUUCUUCACUUUCCUAUUUUGUUUCUUUUUUUAUUUAUCUCCGAUAUUUUCUCAUCUUAUUACUCUCUCCUUCUGUUUCUCCUCUUAGGCUUUUCCCAUUUACAUCUUCUCAUUACCUGUCUCUCUCACACUUCUUCUUCUUCUUCUUCUUCUUCUUCUUCUUCUUCUUCUUCUUCUUCUUCUUCUUCUUCUUCUUCUUCUUCUUCUUCUUCUUCCCUCAUCUUAUUCUUCUUUACUUUUUCUUCUUUUCUUCCUUUUCUUCUUCCCUUCUUCUUCUUCUUUUUCUUCUUCUUCUUCUAUUUUCUAGUUCUUCUUCCUUCUUCUUCUUCUUCUUCCUUCUUCUUCUUCUUCUUCUCUUCUUUUCCUUAUCUGUCUUCUUCUUCUUUUUUAUCUUCUUCUUCUUCUUUUUCUUCUUCUUCUUCUUCUUCUUCUUCUUCUUCUUCUUCUUCUUUUCUUCUUCAACUUCUUCUUCUUCUUUUCUUCUUCUUUUCUUCUUCUUCUUCUUCUUCUUCUUCUUCUUCUUCUUAUCCUUCUUUUCUUUUUUCCCUGGUUUUCUAUUCCUUCUAAUCUUUCCCCUUUUCGGUUUGUUUGUCUCUCUUCUAUUUUUGGUUGCUCCUUCUUAUUAUCUCUUCAUACCUGUCUUCUCUCAUUUACUUUUAUACUGUUUAGUUAUCUUCUUCUUUUCUCUCUUUCGCUCUCUCUCUCUCCCUCUCUCGUCUAUCCCUUACUUUUUCUGGUUUUCCCCUUUUCUAAUCUGUCUUCGGUUUGUGUCUUCUAUUUUUGUAGCUGUCAUUAUCUUCAUACCUGUCUUUCUCAUUUACAUAUACUGUUUAGUUAUCUCUCUCUGUCUAUCUCUCUCUUUCUGUCAUUUAACGGACUCUUUUAACCCUUUUAUCACUCUCUUGUUUAUCGCGUCUCUCUUUUUAUAG